Prunus armeniaca (apricot) is the source of this 750-nucleotide messenger RNA. NCBI's taxonomy places the organism in Eukaryota, Viridiplantae, Streptophyta, Magnoliopsida, Rosales, Rosaceae. The record is from the annotation of a GenBank genome assembly.
AUGGUGCAUACCAUAAAAGACAUUAACGCUCAACAAAUCUUAAAGUCACUUCUGUCAUUGCUGCUGGGGAUUUGGAGGUUCCUUCUAGGGAUGAGGAGGAUGAAACUCCAACAUAACAACCUUUUAUUGAGGCUACUCCCUCUGUCAGAAAGAGAAAUGAGACUGCCUCAGUCCAUGAUAGUGCCGCUCAGCCUGCGACUUCAGGAAUUUGCAGCAGCUCCCACCAACUCCUCUAGGACAGAUGAAGAGCUAAGAGAGGUCUUCGAGGCAAUAGAGCAGGAAAAAGAACAACAAGAAGAAGAAGAUGUCCCUUCCAAGGAGAAGAACAAAGAGUCGGAAGAAGAGGAGGAGAUUCAUGCUGAGGUGAUAGCAAAGAGCAUUGCCUUGGCAGAACCCACGAGCUCAGAACUGGCUUUAUUCGAUGAUGAGGAGGCAGAACAUUUUGCUGAAGCUCAAAUGCCCAUGGAACAGUCAAAACUGUCUAUUUUAGAACCGAAGGAGCAUGCAGAUCUUCUUGUUGCAGCCUCAAAACCUGAAGUGGAGGCAUCUGCUGCUGUUCCUAGAUUUGUGAUGCCUAUCCACUCCCUUCCAGCUUCAUCUGCCACCGCCUCUUAUGCUGAUCCAGAGCUGGCAGAAUUUGAGGUUAUGGAUCUGGACUCCCAGCUGGACAAGCUGGAGAAACUCAGUUCUACUCCUUGGAAAGCCAAGUCCAAGGCAGUUGAGGAGGCUAUGGAGAGACUGAAGAUCUAG